AAAAGAAAACGAAAAAAUUACCACAAACUCGUUAUAUUUUGCAACAGUCUAGUAAUUGUGCAAUCAACGUUGGCGUUAAAACAAUUACAAUUUAAAAGAAAAGUGAACGUUUCAAAUAUACUUCACCAAAUAGCAUGAUAGCAAUGAAAACUAUGCCGCAUCUGCGUUUGUGAGUCCCAUGUCAGUAAACAGAAAGAGCGAGAGAGAACCUGUCAACAAACACCGAAUACUACAUCCAAACGCAAUAGUAAAACGAGCGAAAACUCCCAAUUAUGAGACUCAGCGCAAUCGCACUCAGCACAUAUUCCACAUAAAAAACAGCAGAGCGAACCGUCGCAUCGGUCUUGCUUGCACCGGAAGGCGACGCGUGUUUCAGAUUGACGAGAGCCAGCAACGCGUCGAGUGUGCUUUUUAGCGACGUGCGCGUAAAACAAAAGGCGACAACGACAUACUACAACAAAGUAACAGAAGUCAGCAGGGAGAAAACGAAAAAGGCAGCGAAAGAGAGACAGAGAGAGAGAGAGAGUAAAUGGAUGCUUGCCACCCACAGCACUAGCGGCGAGAAAACCAAAGCGAAUGUGUGAAGUGCCCGCCGACUAAAUCACUCACACAUACAAACACAUUCACAAAUACAAUCAAACGACACAUAGACACGCUCGCUCGCACGCAAAAUAAAACAAAACGGAACGCAGAGAAAAAACGCCCACCGUACAGCCCUUCCCCCUUCCGUUUGCCGCUAGCGCGUGUUUUCGUUGCCAGAAGCAACCAUCACGUCACAGUCCCCUAAGCGGUCGAAGAAGAGAGCCGCCGUUGGAGCCCUGCGCAGAAAUCGAUUUUUUUUUGCCCAUUUUCGUACGUGUUUCGCGUACGAAGUCAACCUCAACCGAAAUUCGUUUAAAACACGCAUUGUCUCCAAAUGUGUGCAAAUGAGAGGUAAGCAGCUGCAAACGCACUGCAAUUGCGGAUUCGUGAGAAUAGCCAAAAGCGAAUAGGUUAACUGCAGCGCGAUCGAUCCGCGAAACCGAUGCCGAAAACGAAAACGACACACACGCUGCCCCACCCACCCUCGCGCUUUGAGUGAAUGUGAAUGUGCGAAUGCGUGCGCAAAUGCAACGGCGAUCGACAAGUGCAUAACAAACAGCCCAAAAUAAAGCAAAUAAAGAGAAAAGCAACAAAUAUAAAUAAAUAAUAAAACAACCAAAAAAUAGUGUGCUAAAAAGCUGUUCGGGCAUAAAUCCUACGCAUUGUUAAAAAUUAUCUGUGCACAGGCAGCAGCAAAAAGAAAAGAAAAAUAAAAUUCACAUAUAUAUAUAUAUGUAUAUAUAAAAGCAAUUUCUUGUUGCUGUUUUUUAAGCAAUCGCCGUGAGUCAUAAUUUAACGCUUUUAUUGUUGCUGCUCACUACUUGACUUAGCUGCCUGGCAUUGAGGUGCUGCCCCAAUCGUCGCUCUCUUUGCGCGCUCUUGAGCGCAAAACACGCGCGCCGUUAACGAAAAAGGCUAAAAGGAAAACGAGCUAGAAUUCUUGUAUAUAUAUAUAUACAUAUUAUUUAUAUAUUUAAGAAUAUAUUUAUAUAUGUAUGUGUGCAUGUAUUGCUAACCAAAGUGAGGUGCGUGUAACAAGAAGAAGCAGCAACAGCAACGAAACGGCAACAAACAAAAACUAAGGCCAAGUGUUUAGUGAAGUCGUAUUUAUUUAGGGCAUGCGAAAAAACCAUUUAGCGGUCACAAAAACCUACGAAAAAUCAAUAGUCGAGAGUGUAAGCAGCAGAAAAUAAAAUAAAAUAACAAAAAAAAAAAGCAAUAGCAAAAAGCGUGCAAACAAGUUAAGCAACAAACGCUGCAAAAGUUAACAGUUAACUGCUAAACGAAUCAGCGGCAGCAGCAGCAACAACAACAACAACAACAAACGCAAAGCAGAGCUUACGUAAAAAGCUCGCACGAAACUGUAAAUGCAACUGCAACUGCAUUCGGAAUAAUCAAUCUGCCAUUAUUAAAAAAAAACAAAUUGUAAAAACACAAUAACAAAAGAAAUCAACGAAUUAAACAGUACACAACAAAUCGAAAAUAAUAAUUAAAAGAAAAAAAGCAACAGGAAAAAUCAACUAGUUGACGACAGCAUGACGAAAGACAGAUUAGCCGCGUUGCAUGCCGCCCAGUCGGACGAUGAGGAGUCGGAGGAUGUGGCCGUCAAUGUGGACGGCCAUGAUUCGUAUAUGGAUGAUUUCUUUGCCCAGGUGGAGGAGAUACGCGGCAUGAUUGACAAGGUGCAGGACAAUGUGGAGGAGGUGAAAAAGAAACAUUCGGCCAUAUUGUCCGCACCGCAAUCGGAUGAGAAGACCAAACAGGAGCUGGAGGACCUAAUGGCCGACAUUAAGAAGAACGCGAAUCGUGUCCGCGGCAAACUCAAGGGCAUCGAACAGAAUAUCGAGCAGGAGGAGCAACAGAAUAAAUCAUCGGCCGAUUUGCGUAUACGCAAAACGCAACACUCGACAUUGUCCCGGAAAUUUGUCGAGGUCAUGACCGAAUACAAUCGUACCCAGACCGAUUAUCGGGAGCGCUGCAAGGGCAGAAUACAGCGCCAGCUGGAGAUAACGGGUCGUGCGACCACAAACGAGGAGCUCGAGGAUAUGCUCGAGCAGGGCAAUUCGGCUGUCUUCACCCAGGGCAUCAUCAUGGAAACGCAGCAGGCCAAGCAAACGCUCGCCGAUAUCGAGGCCAGACACGCGGACAUCAUGAAACUGGAGACGUCCAUCAAGGAGCUGCACGACAUGUUCAUGGACAUGGCCAUGCUGGUGGAGUCGCAGGGCGAGAUGAUCGAUCGCAUCGAGUACCAUGUCGAGCACGCCAUGGACUAUGUGCAGACCGCAACUCAGGAUACCAAAAAGGCGCUCAAAUAUCAAAGCAAAGCGCGACGAAAGAAGAUCAUGAUACUGAUAUGCUUGACUGUGUUGGGCAUCUUGGCGGCUGCCUAUGUUAGCAGUUAUUUCAUAAUCAAAGCGAGCAAGUAGCAAGACAUAUUUGUAGUAAUGUAUUUGAAACUAAAACAAACAAAAAUUCGAAGCGAAAAACAACAACGAGCAGAGCUAAAUUCAUUACUAGUCCACUGCGAAUGCACGUUUCUUUUUUAAUCACACCCAAAACGAGAGUCAAUGCAACAAUCAACAACAACAACACAAACAAUCAACAAAGCAACAACAAAAAAUAACUUCGUGGAUCGAGACGCAUUCAAUGUGUUUUCUCAAGCCCAACAACAACAACAACAACAGCAGCAACAA
This is a messenger RNA of Drosophila montana, 3275 nucleotides long. RefSeq names its product Syntaxin 1A (gene Syx1A). The transcript is spliced from 2 exons. Gene Ontology annotation, molecular function: SNARE binding; SNAP receptor activity. Gene Ontology annotation, cellular component: SNARE complex; endomembrane system; presynaptic active zone membrane. Bases 2118 to 3008 code for a protein of 296 amino acids. Gene Ontology annotation, biological process: synaptic vesicle fusion to presynaptic active zone membrane; exocytosis; intracellular protein transport. NCBI's taxonomy places the organism in Eukaryota, Metazoa, Arthropoda, Insecta, Diptera, Drosophilidae. The record is from RefSeq and is a predicted model, not a curated record.